AUGCUUUGGUGGAAGAAGAGGACGGCUGCGCACUCUGAAUUUUCUGGCAUGGAUCUGUAUGAGGAUUACAAAUCACCCUUCGAUUUCAAUGCUGGAGUGAACAGAAACUAUCUUUACCUGUCACCUGGCAUAAACCUUUCUCCACCCGGAUCACCUACGCUGGCGAAGUCUGGGCUGCUGAGAAGUGACUCUAUACCUGAGGUUGGAGAGGAUGCUGCUGCUACAGUUGGUAUGGCAGAAACACUCUCGGAAGAAGAACAGGAUGAGCUAAGAAAAGAGCUUGCGAAGGUGGAGGAGGAAAUCCAGACGCUCUCACAAGUGCUAGCUGCCAAAGAGAAGCAUCUAGCAGAAAUCAAGAGAAAGCUGGGAAUUAACUCAUUACAGGAACUAAGGCAGAACAUUACCAAAGGCUGGCAAGAUGUUACAUCAACCACAGCGUACAAGAAAACAUCAGAAACCCUGUCUCAGGCUGGACAGAAGGCUUCUGCUGCUUUUUCAUCUGUUGGUUCAGUCAUAACCAAGAAGUUUGAAGAUGUCAGAAAUUCUCCUACUUUCAAAUCCUUUGAGGAAAAAGUUGAAAACUUGAAGUCUAAAGUUGGAGGAAGCAAACCUGCCGGGGGAGACUUCGGAGAAGUUCUCAACUCUGCUGCCAAUGCCAGUGCCACAGAAACUAUUGCAGAACAGACACAGGAGGAGACCCACUGAGAUUCCUGCCUCUGUCCUGCUACCCACUGCCAGAUGCUGCAAGCAAAAACUAAGCACACUUGUAACGUUCUUUGCGCUCUUUCCACCAGAUGUGCUUUUAUUUAGUAUGUAGUUGUUUUACCAGAUUAACUGAUACCAAGCUUGUUCAUGGGUUCAAAAUAUUUUUGAAACUAAAAUACAUUGUUUGGGGUUUUGUGUGGGUUGGGGAAUUUUUAUGCCUUUCAAGCAUUUAAAGGACUUAUCUGUAAUUUGAAGGCAACCUUUAAAAUAUAGCAAUGAAAAAAAACUCUUUUGAGAAAUUAAUUAUACUGUACAUAUACUGUGGAUACAUAACUUCCUUUGAAUCUGUAACUACUGCUUAACUUAAUCAUUAUGAAUCUACCGCUGCUGCCAAACUGAAGCUUGUUACUUCACUCCCUUGUGAUUAUUUCGGUUAAGUGUUGCCUGCACGGGACAGACUAGGAGGAUCACUCCCAGCUAAAGAAAGGACUUCUGCUUCAACAGGCUUUAAACAAGUUAUUCAUAGCAGGAUUACACAUGGGUAGGAACGUACUGUCUUACGAGUGUGUUCCUCAUACAACAGAGGCAGACAGGGUAAUACAUGACACUGAAAACUUACUGAUUUUUGUGGAUUAUCCACCUAGGAAACUUCUGACCAUCGCAAAUGGAAGCAAAAUGCUUAGUAGUGCUGGUUUGGUUCAGUUACAGUGACAUUUUCAGUCUUGUGUUUUGUAGGUUAUGUUAAUGUGGUAAGAUACACUCUUCUGAACUUUUGAUCAGUCGUGAAUAGAUUCAUCUUAAUUCACACAUGGUGGCGUCACAUUUACACUAACAAAGCAUGGACUGUAAGAAUAAGCCUGAGCACGAAAGUGGUUCUUUUUUAGGCAUCAAGAGAAUUGCUGUCAAAUGCUAACCUUGUUUCCCUUGUAGGCUGACCAUCAAAGACAUCUGCUACACUGUCUUAUUUUUCUUAUGUGUUAAAGGCUUGUACCACUCGCAGCCCUAUUCCUGUUUAAGAUCCCAGAAGUCUAUUUCGAGAGGUGCACAGUGUCAUACCGCAGCAUAGCUCUUACAAGAUCUGUUCUCCUACGUCUUGCUUUAUCUGAUGUACUUUUCGAAUUUCUCGUAUUUUGUAUGUUGCUGGCACAUGGUGUCGUACGGUUAGAACUUUUGGCAAGUGUUUUAUCACUGUGCUUAGAACUCGAAACAAGUUUUGAAACAUUUGUGUGAAAUCCAUGAAACUUCAACCACCACAGAUGUUUGGAGGAAAAAAAAAGUUGGCUCCUGACAACCUUGUUAGCAUGUCCAAUGUAAUAUAUACGCUUA
Messenger RNA from Pygoscelis adeliae (Adelie penguin), 2031 nucleotides. It is a transcript of the gene TPD52, whose product is annotated as tumor protein D52. The record is from RefSeq and is a predicted model, not a curated record. Gene Ontology annotation, cellular component: cytoplasm. The coding region runs from base 1 to 705 and encodes 234 amino acids. The transcript has 6 exons. Gene Ontology annotation, biological process: B cell differentiation. Lineage: Eukaryota; Metazoa; Chordata; Aves; Sphenisciformes; Spheniscidae.